Messenger RNA from Diceros bicornis minor, 2168 nucleotides. It is a transcript of the gene WIF1, whose product is annotated as WNT inhibitory factor 1. The record is from RefSeq and is a predicted model, not a curated record. Bases 301 to 1440 code for a protein of 379 amino acids. The transcript is spliced from 10 exons. Gene Ontology annotation, cellular component: extracellular region; cell surface. Gene Ontology annotation, molecular function: signaling receptor binding. Lineage: Eukaryota; Metazoa; Chordata; Mammalia; Perissodactyla; Rhinocerotidae. Gene Ontology annotation, biological process: anatomical structure development.
AUUUAACCCUCCGACUCUUGGCCUCGCCGCGCGUGCUGGCAUCUCCUGCCCUGCCAGGCCCGCGUCUCCGCCAGCCCCUCUCCUCCCGUGCCCCCUCCUCGUGCCCAGCCCGCGCGCUCUCCCCCGCCCUUCUCCUCCCGCUCUCCCGGGCUCACUCGCAUCCGAGCUCGACGGCUACACGCCCAGCCGUCGAGGCGGGAAGAGCUUGGGCUGAGGGAGAACUUCACGACUGCAGGUUGGGUAGGUGCGGCAGAAGGCGUUUCCGCGGCGAGAGCCUCCAGCAAGGGGGUCCGGAGUAGCAUGGCCCGGAGAAGCGCCUUCACUGCCGCCGCGCUCCGGCUCUGGAGCAUCCUCCCGUGCCUGCUGGUGCUGCGGGCGGAGGUCGGGCAGCCGCGGGAGGAAAGCCUUUACCUGUGGAUCGACGCUCACCAGGCGAGGGUGCUCAUAGGAUUUGAAGAAGAUAUCUUGAUUGUUUCAGAGGGGAAAAUGGCCCCUUUUACACAUGAUUUCAGAAAAGCACAACAGAGAAUGCCAGCUAUUCCUGUCAAUAUCCAUUCCAUGAACUUUACCUGGCAAGCGGCAGGGCAGGCAGAAUACUUCUAUGAAUUCCUGUCCUUGCGCUCCCUGGAUAAAGACAUCAUGGCGGACCCAACCGUCAACGUCCCUCUGCUGGGAACAGUGCCUCACAAGGCAUCAGUUGUUCAAGUUGGUUUCCCAUGUCUUGGAAAACAAGACGGAGUAGCAGCAUUUGAAGUGAAUGUGAUUGUAAUGAAUUCUGAAGGCAAUGCCAUCCUGCAGACGCCUCAAAAUGCUAUCUUCUUUAAAACGUGUCAACAAGCCGAAUGCCCAGGAGGGUGCCGAAAUGGAGGCUUUUGUAAUGAAAGACGUGUCUGCGAGUGUCCUGAUGGAUUCUACGGACCUCACUGUGAGAAAGCCCUGUGCGCACCUCGAUGUAUGAAUGGUGGGCUCUGUGUCACCCCAGGUUUCUGCAUCUGCCCCCCUGGAUUCUAUGGAGUCAAUUGUGAUAAAGCCAACUGCUCGACUACCUGCUCUAAUGGAGGCACCUGCUUCUACCCUGGAAAGUGUAUUUGCCCUCCAGGCCUAGAGGGAGACCAGUGCGAAAUAAGCAAAUGCCCACAGCCCUGUCGAAAUGGGGGUAAAUGCGUUGGUAAAAGCAAGUGUAAGUGCCCCAAAGGUUACCAAGGAGACCUCUGCUCAAAGCCUGUCUGCGAGCCUGGCUGCGGUGCGCACGGAACCUGCCGUGAACCCAACAGCUGCCAGUGUCAGGAAGGCUGGCAUGGAAGACACUGCAAUAAAAGGUAUGGAGCCAGCCUCGCGCACGCCCCGAGGCCGACAGGCGCCAGGCUUCGGCAGCACACGCCUGCACUUAAAGAGGCUGAGGCGCGGCGGGAUCCACCUGAAUCCAAUUACGUCUGGUGAACACCGGCAUCUGAAACGUUUUAAGUUACACCAAGUUCAUAGCCUUUGUUAACCUUUCAUGUGCUGAAUGUUCACGUAAUCUUCAUUACAGUCAAGAAUACUGGCCUGAAUUUUAUUAGCUUCAUUAUAAAUCACUGAGCUGAUAUUGACUCUUCCUUUUAAGUGUUCUGAGUACGCCUGUAGCGUGAUGGUAUAGAUUUUCUUGUUUCAGUGCUUUGGGACAGAUUUUAUAUUAUGUCAGUUGAUCAGGUUAAAAUUUUGUGUUUUCAGUGUGUAGUCAGCAGAUAAUUUCUAAAAUUACAAUGCAUUCAUGGUGUCGAGGGGCUGGGGGUACAUUAGAGAAGGUAAAUGGAGCAAAUAUGCAUAAAUCACAAGGGUUUAGAUGAAGCAGUAAAUAAUGCUGAAGUUACAGCAUUUCAAAUUUUGUCAUGUACUUAGAUAUUUGUCACAUUUUUUAAUUGCCCUUAUUUUUAAACUCUCAAUACAAUGUUUUGACUUUACCAUGAGUCCAGAGAAUUCAGUAUUCAAAAAAAGAAAGAAAGAACACUGUGGUAGUGACAUUUAAACAGUAUAAUAUAUUGUAAACACAAUAAAAUAGGGAAUAUAAUGUAUGAACUUUUGGCAUUGGCUUGAAGCAAUAUAAUAUAUUGUAAACAAAACACAUCUCUUACAUAAACAUUUUAUACUGUUUGUAUGUAUAAAAUAAAGGUGCUGCUUUAGUUUUUGGA